Beta vulgaris subsp. vulgaris (sugar beet) is the source of this 1947-nucleotide messenger RNA. RefSeq names its product F-box/FBD/LRR-repeat protein At1g13570-like. The transcript has 5 exons. Gene Ontology annotation, molecular function: protein binding. NCBI's taxonomy places the organism in Eukaryota, Viridiplantae, Streptophyta, Magnoliopsida, Caryophyllales, Amaranthaceae. The coding region runs from base 340 to 1719 and encodes 459 amino acids. The record is from RefSeq and is a predicted model, not a curated record.
UUUAUGAUUUCGGUUACUAAAGCCCAACGCUAGUUUUUUUUAAUGGGAUUGACCUGAUUAUUCCAAGAAAUAUUCUAUAAGGAUUAGAAUGGGCCAAACAAAACUUUAUGUUUCUGUUCAUAGCCAAGUGGGCCCAAGUAAUAUGUCUUCAAAAUUUUAAAGGAUUAUUUUUAUCCUAAUUCUACCUAAUUAGGAUUUAUGGAUUCUAUAUAUAAAAAGCAAAAAUAAGAAAAAAAAAAAUUUAUUCCGAAAAGUUAUUUUCCAUCUUCUUUUGGUUCGUUGCUUUCGUUAAUCUCGUCGCGCUGCUUUUGCUGUUAUUCUCGCAACACUGCAAAACAUAUGAAGAAAGAGUCUUGCAUUGACGGCUACAAGGGCCACGAAGCAAGGGAUCAUGAAGUGAUCAAUAAUGAUGGGUUGAUGGAACUACCACACGACAUAAUAUUGUCAAUCUUGUUCUUUUGCACUAUGAAGGACGUUGUAAGAACUAGUCUUGUUUCUAAGAAAUGGAAAACACAAUUAUUGUUGCAAGAUUUUCCUUGGCUGAUUUUCGAAGAUCCACUAGCAAUGAAAAAAAUCGAGAUCAAUCCCAAGGUCGCUCGUAAAGAAAGAUCAACGUUUGUGAAGUUCGUCAAUUACGUUGUGGAUCAACAUCAAGGUCCAUCAAUAGAAGAGUUCAAGGUUGUUUUUGAUUUGCGCAUUAGUUGUCAAUCUCAUAUUGAUAAAUGGGUGGUUUUCGCAUUAUCCAAACAAGCUAAAAAACUUGAGUUAGACUUAACUGCACCACUGUUACAAGAUCCAAAGUUGGCAGAGUAUGAGAAAUAUUAUAAUUUUCCACAGAAGUUGCCUGAUUUUAACUUCAAGCAUACUCUUACAUCGUUGUGUCUAAAAGGCGUAAAUCUAACUUCAGAAAUAGUUGAUUUACUCCUUAAUUGUUUCGAGCUCCUCGAAACUCUGAUAAUCGAGCGUUCGCAAGAUUUAGCAUCAGUUUCUUCAUCAUCAAAUUCAAGUGUAUUACAACUGAAACAUUUAGAGGUAUCGUUGUGUUAUAGUAUGAGAUUCAUUGAUAUUUCUGCUCCAAAGCUCUUAUCUUUCACAUAUAUUGGUAAUCCUACGAUAAGGGUGGAUAUAAGAAAUGCAACUUUACUGUCGAAGGUGUCAAUUUACUCGUUCUGGAAGGGAAACAUAUCAUUUGCAUUUGAUAUUCUACCUAAAUACUUCUCGCAACUCGAGUAUAUAUGUUUGAGAAUGUACAUGCAUAGUGAAGAGGUUCCGUUGGGAAAAAUAAAUCACCUACGAUACCCAGCUUUGCCUAAACUCAAGUACAUAAGUUUGGAAAUUCUCGGUAACUCUAAUAAAAAUAGCCUUCUUGGAUGGAUUCCUUUAUUUGAGGCAUGUCCGCGCUUGGAGAAACUAAGAUUGGUGGGUACAUGUGAAGAGGACGACCUUCCUUUUAAAAUGGAAAAUGUGAGCCGUAAUGGACGCGAAUUCAAGUGCUUGAAGACGUUGGAGCUCAUCUCCUAUAAUGGAGAUCAAAACGAGCUACAACUUAUCACUCAUAUUAUUGAGAAGGCUACUAUACUUGAAGAGGUAAUUUUGGCUUGGGAGCCACCAUGCAUGACUCCACCCGAAGUUGUGCUGGAACUAAGGCAAAAGCUACCUCAACGUGUGAAGUUCAUCUUUAUGGAAAGUAACGACGAUUUUUUUAAUAGUUUUGUUUAAUACUUAAUAAUGGUCAAAUAUAUUUAAGCAUAUGGAAUUAGAAGAGUAUAUAUGUACCAUUAGUUCAUACUUCAUAAUGUAGUGUCUUUUGUCUCCCGUAAGUGUUAUGGUGCUUUGGAUGACCAUGUACAGGAUUUACUGUUUCGUUUUCUAUAAUGGGUCUCGUUUUUGGCCUAUUUUGUUUAGGUUUUGUUAAAAGGGUAUUAUAUAUAAUCAUUUUAAUCCUUU